UGUAUUGUCUUGAUUUUUGUUUCUCGUUUCUCGUGAUUGGCAUGAGGGUGUAAUUGAGAGGCUUUGCCUGCCCGCAUCCCACGGCCCGUCUUGGAUCUGAUUUUUGAGCCAUAUGUGUGCUGUGUCUUUGUCACUGAGGAAACAAAUACGAGGAACAAGUAAAUCAGCUAUUUAGGUGACAAUCAGUCGACUCGUACAUAUCGCCUGGAACGACUUUGCGUGCGGGAGUCAAGCAACUCAUACGGAAUAGGGACCACGAGACGAAAGAAAUCAAAGGUCAAAAAAUCAAACAUCAGAAUCGGGAUCCCAAAAUGUCACAUACACGAACCGUGAGUCAAUCGACACUGGACCUCAUCGACACGGCCGUCAUCACGGGCGGCGCCGGUGGGAUCGGUCGGGCCAUGGCGGAACGGCUGCUCCGGCACGGCAAGGGCGUCAUCAUCGUCGGCCGCACCGAGUCCAAACUCGAGAGGACGGCGUCGGAGAUCGGUGCGACGGCGUACUACGUGCUCGACACGGGCAACUCGGACGCGGUCGUGGACAUUUCGGAGCGCAUCCUCGCGGCGCACCCCGAGGUCAAUUGUUUGGUGAACAACGCGGGCGUGCAGCGGCCGUUCCAGUUCCCCGGGGUCGGGGAGGACGGCGCGCAGGAGUACGGGUUCGACCUGGAAAAGGCCGACCAGGAGAUCGACACCAACAUCCGCGGGGUGAUGCACCUGACGCUGAGGUUCCUGCCUCACCUGCUGGACCGGCGGGACGGCGGGGUCAUCAUGAACGUGUCGAGCGUGCUGGGUUUCCUGCCCAGCAGCGUCAUCAACCCGGUGUACAACGGGACCAAGGCGUGGGUCCACUUCUUCACCAUGAACCUGAGGACGCAGUACCGGGGCAGCCGGAGGGGGAGGUGGUUGAGGGUCGUGGAGAUCGCCCCGCCGACGGUGACGACCGACCUGCACCGCGAACGAACCGACCCCGGGGACAACACCAGGGCCAAGAACAAGAGGGCCAUGAGCGUGGACGAGUUCAUGGACGAGGUGGAAACCGGCUGGAGGGAGGGCAGGGAGAUGAUCGCGCCCGGCCCGGCGGGCGACGUGGUCCAGGCGUGGGUGGACGCGUACGGGGAGAGGUAUGAGAUGGCCACCGCCGGCAGGAAGUGAGAGAGGCAGGAUAUAGCUAUGUUUGAUUACCUACCUUUAAGGUAACUCUGUGAGGUUAUGUUUGUGUGUGUUUGUGUGUGUAUGUGUGUGAUGUGGUAUAUGGUGUGAGUCAGUGAAAUGAUUGGAUAUUAAAAGGGAGGAAAAUGUCUUUGAUGGAGGUUACGAUACAGAGUAUUGAUAUCUGGAUUAUUACAAAGGAAGUAAAGGUUCUCUCUCUCUCUCUCUCUCUCUACACACUUUUAUAAGGUUGUGAGUGGUAAUGGAAUCUUUGAUUAGCUCAUGACUCGAGAAGAGGUUGUCGUCUAGAUGUACAACUACGAGUAACAGAACCCGACGACGAUUGAAAUUAAUAAAAUCAUGUCUAAAAGGAGAUGAAUAGAUUGAUAACC
Exophiala oligosperma is the source of this 1543-nucleotide messenger RNA. RefSeq lists its product as uncharacterized. The record is from RefSeq and is a predicted model, not a curated record. The transcript has a single exon. NCBI's taxonomy places the organism in Eukaryota, Fungi, Ascomycota, Eurotiomycetes, Chaetothyriales, Herpotrichiellaceae. Gene Ontology annotation, cellular component: membrane. Bases 312 to 1154 code for a protein of 280 amino acids.